Molecule: messenger RNA, 20914 nt
Organism: Callorhinchus milii (elephant shark)
Lineage: Eukaryota; Metazoa; Chordata; Chondrichthyes; Chimaeriformes; Callorhinchidae
Gene: neb
Product: nebulin
Exons: 149
Coding region: 150-20276 (6708 amino acids)
Biological process (GO): cardiac muscle thin filament assembly
Cellular component (GO): Z disc
Molecular function (GO): actin filament binding
Source: RefSeq, a predicted model, not a curated record
CUGUGGUAUUUUAGACGCUGAGGCAGCCAGUUGCUCUUGCCCAGAGCUUCUUGGGAGGGAAGCUUCUUGGGAAGGUUGUAGCGGCUUGGGGGACAAAAACAUUGCUUUGAAAAGUUACGGGCUAACCCGUUCAGUGACAGGCAGUAACAAUGGAGGAUGAUGAGGAAGAGUACACUGAAUAUGAAGAGUAUGAAGUGGAGGAGACUGUCACGUACCAUACAUAUGAAGAAACGGAAAGUAGAAAGGGGAACUUGAGUAAGGAGAUUUCGGAACCACGAACGACUAUUUCAAAGGUUUCGGAACCACGAACUGUCAUUAAACGGGUUUCGGAUCCGUCCACGACCACCACCCAGACCCAGCAGGUGCUAUCCGAAACUGGGUUACCUGUCCGACAGGUAAAAAAGAAACGGAAGGUUGACACCUCAAAGUUCAUGACACCGUACCUUGCGCACAGUCAGAAGAUGCAGAAUCUUUUUAGCCAGAACAAAUACAAAGAAAUGUACGAAAAGGAAAGAGGAAAGUCUUACGCUCACACCUCGGACACGCCAGAACUCAGGAGGAUUCGCAAGGUGCAGAGGCAGCUCAGUGAUGUCAAGUAUCGUAUGGAAGCAGACAAGACGAAGAAUAUCAGCCACCUCGAUGGACUAUCUCGGGAAGUUGCCCACGCCAAACAUGUCUCCCAAUUAGUCAGCAAGGUGUUGUACAAACAGAAGUGGGAGGAAUCCAAAGACGUGUACCAGCUGCCCCCGGACGCCCCUGAGCUUGUGCAAGCUGUGAAGUUUGCCGCAAUGUUCAGCCCGAAAUUGUACAAGGAAGACUGGGAACAGGACAAAGUCUUCUACUUUCCUUACUCUGACAGUCCAGAGCUCAGAAGAGUUGCGAAUGCUCAGAAAGUCCUCAGCGAUAUCCAGUACAAGAAAGGACACAAUGAGCGAAAGGCCAAAUACACGUCGCUGGCAAACCCACCAGAUGUGGAGCUUGCCAAAAAGGUUUUCAAUCAGCUCAGUGACCUUAAAUACCAUGAAGACCACAAGAAAAGUAACGGUAAAUGGAGUCAAACUCCUUGCUAUGAUGUGGCUGUCGCCAAAAUGAAUUCUGACAAUUUGAGCGCAAAAAAAUAUCAGGCGGCUUAUGAGGACAUGAAAGACCAACUUUAUUUCAUGCAAACGGAUACUCCUGAAUAUAGGGCCAAUAAGAAUGCCAGAAAUGCAGCCAGCUCGGUAAAGUACAGGGCGGACUAUGAGAAGAACAAAGACAAGACCGACUACAACACCCUUCCCGCUACGGAAAAUCCUCUUCUUCAACGGUUGAAAUCGGCUGGACAAGCAUUGAGCGAUAAACUUUACAAGAGUGACUAUGAGAAAGCUCGGGGCAAGAGCAUCAACUACUGCGACACUCCCAAGUUCCAACUUGACAAAGUAUUGAGCAAUUUCACUGAUAAAAAUUACAAACAGAACUACAUGGAUAAAAUAAGGGGGCACUACAUUGGAAGCUAUGAGGAUCCAUACAUGCUUCAUUGCAUGAAGGUUGAACAGAUGAAAAGUAAUAAAAAUUACAAAGCAGAUUACGAACUGGACAAAACAUGCUGCUACUUCCCUCAAACUGUUACUCCAGAGUACGAAGCGAUGAAGCACUCUUACCAAUGCAAAGACCAUGUCUACAGGUCCCAUCCUGACACGAUCAAGUUCACCCAAGUCACUGACACUCCAGUAAUGGUGCAAGCCCAGAUCAAUGCUAAGCAGCUGAGUGAUCUGAACUACAAAGCAGCUUACGAGAAGGGAAAAUUCAAAUGCAAUGUCCCCCCCGACGAUCCUUUCUUCAUCCAGUCACGUGUGAAUGCCUACAACCUGAGCAACAAUUGUUACAAGGACAGCUGGGAGAAAGCCAAAGCCAAGCACUGUGAUAUCAGACUGGAUGCUGUCCCUCUGAUUGCAGCCAAAGCACAGAGUAUUAUCUCAAGCAAUGUCAAGUACAAAAAAGACUACGAAAAAUCCCGCGGGAAACACGUCGGAGCUCGGAGCAUAGAGGACGACCCCAAGAUCUUACACUCUGUGCACGUGGCUAAGAUGCAGAGCGAGCGCGAGUACAAAAAGGAAUACGAGAAGACAAAGACCAAGUAUCACUCCCCGCUCGACAUGAUCCAGGUCUCGCAUGCCAAAAAGUCUCAGGACAUUGCCAGCAACCUGGGCUACAAACAGCAGAGAAAUCGUUACUUUUUGCCUCCCGACAGCUUGUCUUUGGAACUGGCAAAGAAGGCCUAUGGUCUACAGAGUGACAUUGAAUAUAAAUCCGAAUAUAAUCAAGGGCAAAAGGGGACUGGCUGGAUUCCUUUUGGCUCUGUGGAUGUUGAAAAAGCCAAGAGAGGAAUGGAGAUCCUUAAUGAAAAAAAAUACCGCCAACCUCCAGACACCAUCAAAUUUACGUCAAUUGAUGACUCGCCAGAGGUGGUCCUGGCGAAAAUUAACCAGCAACAGAGGAGUGACCUGAAAUACAAAGAGAAAGGAGAGAAGAUUAUCCACAAGUACACCUACCCUCCAGAUCUGCCGGAGUUCAUCCAGGCCCGAGUCAACGCUUAUAAUAGCAGUAACAAUUGCUACAAAAAUGCUUGGAAAGAGGACAUAGCAAAAGGAUAUCACCUCACCUACGAUGCUAUCCCAAUCCUGGCUGCUAAGGCUGCCCGAAAUCACGCCAGUGACGUGAAGUACAAACAGGCCUAUGAAAAGGCCAGGGGCAAACACGUGGGCUUCCGAAGCCUGCAGGAUGACCCCAAGUUGGUCCACUCCAUGCAUGUAGCCAAGAUGCAGUCUGAGCGCGAGUACAAGAAAAACUACGAGAAGAGUAAGACCAAGUACCACACACCACUGGACAUGAUCAACAUCACUGCUGCCAAGAAGUCCCAGGAAGUGGCCAGCAACACCAACUACAAACAGCCGAUCCACAACUACACCUACCUUCCCGACGCCAUGAACGUGGAGCUGUGCAAAAACAUGAUGAACAUCCAGAGCAACAUCAAUUACAAAUACGAUUACAAUAACUGGUUUAAAGGCAUCGGCUGGAGCCCGCACGGCUCAAUAGAAGUGGAGACAGCCAAGAAGGCUGGAGAGGUCCUGAAUGAGCAUAAAUACAGGCAACACCCAGACACCAUCAAGUUUACCAGUGUGCCUGACUCGAUGGAAAUGGUUCUGGCCAAGGGCAACUCACUGCAGCUGAAUGACAAACUCUACAGAUCUGGAGGAGAAAAGGUGAAACACAAGUACACCUUUCCCCACGACCUACCACAGUUCAUCCAAGCCAGAUACAACGCCACCAACAUCAGCGAUACAUGCUACAAAGAUGCCUGGCAGAAAACACUGGCUAAAGGUCACCACGUGCAGGCAAAUGCCAUCCCUAUUGUUGCAGCCAAAGCAUCAAGAAAUAUUGCUAGUGAUUACAAAUACAAACAGGCCUAUGAAAAGGCCAGGGGCAAACACGUGGGCUUCCGAAGCCUGCAGGAUGACCCCAAGUUGGUCCACUCCAUGCAUAUAGCCAAGAUGCAGUCUGACCGUGAGUACAAGAAAGACUACGAGAAGAGUAAGACCAAGUACCACACACCGGCGGACAUGGUCAACAUCACUGCUGCCAAACAGUCCCAGGACAUUGCUAGCAACAUCAACUACAAAAAACUGAUCCAUCACUACACCUACCUGCCCGAUGCCAUGAACCUGGAGCUGUCCAGAAACAUGAUGAACAUCCAGAGCAACAAUUUGUACAAACAAGAUUACAAUAACUGGGUGAAGGGUUUGGGCUGGAUACCAAUCGGCUCGGUGGACGUGGAGAAAGCCAAGAAGGCUGGAGACGUUCUGAAUGAGCAUAACUACAGACAGCACCCAGACACCAUCAAAUUCACCAGUGUGCCUGACUCGAUGGAAAUGGUUCUGGCCACAAGCAACUCCAAACAACUCAGUGAUCUCAACUACAAGAAAUCCGGUGAAGAGGUGAAGCACAAAUACACACUGAACCUCGACUACCCAGCUUUCCUACAAGCAAAGGUCAAUGCUUUCAACUUGAGUGAGAACCGCUACAAGCACAAUUGGCAGAAAUCCCUGGCUAAAGGCUAUGACUUGCGAUCAGAUGCCAUUACGAUCAAAGCGGCCAAAGCUUCAAGAAACAUUGCGAGUGAUUACAAGUACAAGGAGGCCUACGAAAAGGCCAGGGGCAAACACGUGGGCUUCCGAAGCCUGCUGGACGAUCCCAAGCUGGUCCACUCCAUGCAUAUCGCCAAGAUGCAGUCUGACCGUGAGUACAAGAAAGACUACGAGAAGAGUAAGACCAAGUACCACACGCCGGCGGACAUGGUCAACAUCACCGCUGCCAAACAGUCCCAGGAUAUCGCUAGCAACAUCAACUACAAAAAACUGAUCCACCACUACACCAUCCUGCCCGAUGCCAUGAGCCUGGAGCUGUCCAGGAAAAUGAUGAACAUCCAGAGUGAUAACAAUUACAAAGCAGAUUACAAUAACUGUUUGAGAGGCAUUGGUUGGAUUCCAGCCGGUUCCCUGGAUGUUGAGAAGGCCAGGAAAUCAACGGAUAUAGCAAGUGAGAGGAAAUACCGCCAGCACCCAGAUACCUUUCCAUUCACAAGCGUCACUGAUUCUCUUGAACUUGUUCUGGCCAAAGCUAAUGCAGACAUUAUGAACAAGAAAUUAUAUACUGGAGAAUGGGAAAAAGCCAAGACCAAGGUCCAUAUUAUGCCAGACGCACCAGAGUUUGUGUUGUCCAGAUAUAACCAGCACAACAUGAGUGAGAAAAUGUACAGAUCGGGCUGGGAGGAAUCGAAGAAGAAGGGUUACAACCUGAUGCCUGAUGCCAUUUCAAUAAAGGCUGCAAAGAAAACAGGGGACAUUGCCAGCAAUUAUAAGUACAAGCUGGCGUAUGAGAAGGAGAAGGGCAAGCAAAUUGGUUUCCGUAGCCUGCAGGACGAUCCCAAGCUUGUGCACUUCAUGCAAGUGGCCAAGAUGCAGUCGGAUCGCGAAUACAAGAAAGCUUACGAAAAGACUAAAACCAAGUACAAGACCCCCUUGGACAUGUUCAGCAUCACAGCCGCAAAGACCUCCCAGGAUCUGGUCAGCAACAUCCACUACAAGAAGCUUAUCCACAAUUACAUGGUCCUGCCUGAUUCCAUAAGCAUGAAACUGGCGAGGAACAUGAUGAACAUACAGAGCGAUAACCUCUACAAGUCAGAGUACAAUGAUUUCAUGAAGGGCAUCGGCUGGUUUCCCGAUGGCUCAGUGGACCACGAAAAGAACAAGAAAGCGUCAAGUUUGAUAAGCGAGAAAAACUACCGGCAGCACCCGGAAAACUUCAAGUUCACAAUCAUGACUGAUUCCAUUCCCUUCGAGCUGGCCAAGUCUAACAGCCAGAUUAUGAAUGCGCAAUCAUACAAAGUUGCCUGGGAGAAAGACAAGACUAAGAUUCACGUGAUGCCCGACACGCCUGAAAUCAUUCUCGCCAAAGCGAACCAAUACAACAUGAGUCAGAAAAUGUACAGGCAAAGUAUGGAAGACUCAAAGAAGAAGGGUUAUGACCUGCGUGUGGAUGCCAUCCCUAUCAAAGCUGCCAAAAAAUCGAGAGAUAUCGCAAGUGAUUACAAAUAUAAGAGCGCUUACGAAAAGGACAGAGGAAAGCAUAUUGGUUUCCGCAGCCUACAGGACGACCCCAAACUGGUCCAUUACAUGAACGUUGCCAAGAUGCAGUCAGACCGUGAGUAUAAGAAAAACUACGAGAAGAGUAAGACCCGGUACCACACGCCGGUGGACAUGCUCAGUGUGAUCGCUGCCAAGAAGUCCCAGGAAGUGAACACCAACAUCAACUACAAGCAAGAGUUCCGCAAGUACACUUACCUGCCGGAUGCCGUCAACCUGGAACUCUGCAAGCACAUGAUGGCGAUACAGAGCGAUAACAAAUACAAGACGGACCUCGAGUGGCUGAAGGGCAUCGGGUGGAGCCCGGUCGGCUCGCUGGAUGUUGAAAAGGCCAAGAAGGCGACGGAGAUUAUCAGCGAGAAAAACUACAGGCAGCGGCCAGAUAGUUUCAAGCACACCACCUUGAGUGACUCCGUGGAAAUGGUCCUGGCCAAAGCGAAUUCAGAAGCAAUGAACAAGCACCAGUACGUACAAGACUGGGAGAAAGACAAGAUCAAGGUUCACAUGAUGAUGGACACUCCAGAGAUUUUACAAGCCAAUGCCAAUAAAAUCACCUACAGCGACAAUUUGUACAAACAGGCUUGGCUGGAAUCCAAGAAAAAGGGAUAUGUCUUGACACCUGACGCAAUCUCAGUAAAGGCAGCCAAAACCUGCCAAGCUAUCGCAAGCGACUACAAGUACAAGACGGGUUACCGCAAGCAGGUAGGUCACCACGUGGGAUGCCGUGACAUUCAGGACGACCCCAAGAUGGUCUGGUCGAUGCAUGUGGCCAAGAUUCAGAGCGACAGGGAGUACAAGAAGGACUUUGAGAAGAGCAAGACCAAGUACAACAUGCCGGUGGACACCCUGGACAACCUGUUGGCCAAGAAAUGCCAGACUCUGGUCAGCGACAUUGACUACAGACACCACCUGCACCAGUGGACCUGUCUGCCCGACCAGAACGACGUGAUCCUGGCGCGGAAGGCCUACAACUUGCAGAGCGAUAUCUUGUACAAACUAGACAUGCAGUGGCUGAAGGGAAUCGGCUGGAAUAUUGCAGGAUCGCUGGAUGUGGAAAAAGCCAAAAAAGCCGGAGAGAUCCUGAGCGAGCAUAAAUAUCGGCAGCACCCAGCCACCUUGAAAUUCACCUGCGAUCCCGAAUCAAUGGAUCUGGUUCUAGCUAAGAGCAAUGCACUGAUACUGGACAAGAAACGUUACACAGAGGCCUGGGAGAAAGACAAGACAAAGGUUCAUGUCACAGCUGAUGCUCCUGAGAUCCAGCUGGCAAAAGUAAACUCGUUUAACAUUAGCGAAAAAAUGUACAAACUGGGAUACGAAGAGUUAAAGAAGAAAGGUUACGACCUCACAGGCGAUGCCAUUUCCAUCAAACUCGCAAAAGCUUCCAGGGACAUCGCCAGCGAUUACAAGUACAAGACGGGUUACCGCAAGCAGGUAGGUCACCACGUGGGAUGCCGCGACAUUCAGGACGACCCCAAGAUGGUCUGGUCGAUGCACGUGGCUAAGAUUCAAAGCGACAGAGAGUACAAGAAGGACUUUGAGAAGAGCAAGACCAAGUACAACAUACCAGUGGACAUGCUGGACAUCCAGUUGGCCAAGAAAUGCCAGACUCUGGUCAGCGAUAUUGACUAUAGGCACUACCUGCACCAGUGGACCUGUCUGCCCGACCAGAACGACGUGAUCCAGGCGCGGAAGGCCUACAACUUGCAGAGCGAUAACUUGUACAAACUAGACCUGGAGUGGCUGAAGGGCAUUGGCUGGAUUCCGACUGAAUCGCUGGACGUGGCAAAAGCCAAGAAAGCCGGAGAGAUCCUGAGUGAGAGUAAAUAUCGGCAGCGCCCGGACAUCUGGAAAUUCACCAGCGUGCCCGAUUCUAUCGACCUGGUCCUGGCUAAGAGCAAUGCUCUGGCAAUGAACAAGAAACUUUACACAGAGGCGUGGGAGAAGGACAAAACACAGAUUCACGUCAUGCCUGACACCCCUGAGAUCAUCCUGGCUAAAGCGAACACCAUCAACAUUAGUGAUAAAAUGUACAAACUGGGAUACGAAGAGUUAAAGAAGAAAGGUUACGAUCUCACGGUCGAUGCCAUUUCCAUCAAACUCGCAAAAGCUUCCAGGGAUAUCGCCAGCGAUUACAAGUACAAGACGGGUUACCGCAAGCAGGUAGGUCACCACGUGGGAUGCCGCGACAUUCAGGACGACCCCAAGAUGGUCUGGUCGAUGCACGUGGCCAAGAUUCAGAGCGACAGGGAGUACAAGAAGGACUUUGAGAAGAGCAAGACCAAGUACAACAUACCAGUGGACAUGCUGGACAUCCAGUUGGCCAAGAAAUGCCAGACUCUGGUCAGCGACAUUGACUACAGACACCACCUGCACCAGUGGACCUGUCUGCCCGACCAGAAUGACGUGAUCCAGGCGCGGAAGGCCUACAACUUGCAGAGCGACAACUUGUACAAAAUGGACCUGCAGUGGCUGAAGGGCAUUGGCUGGGCUCCAGUCGGAUCGGUGGAUUUGGAAAAAGUCAAAAAAGCUGGAGAUAUCCUGAGCGAGAGUAAAUAUCGACAGCAUCCGGACAUCUGGAAAUUCACCAGCGUGACCGACUCUUUGGAUCUGGUCCUGGCUAAAGCUAACGCACAGAAUAUGAACAAGCGUGCGUACGUAAAAGCCUGGGAAGAUGAGAAGGCUAAUAUUCACAUCAUGCCAGAUACCCCGGAAAUAUUGUUAGCGAAACAGAACCAGAUUGUGUGCAGUGAGAAACAGUAUAGACUUGGAUUGGAGGAAUCAAAGAAAAAGGGCUAUCACUUACGAAGUGACGCCAUAGCAAUCAAAGCUGCAAAAGCUUCUAGAGAUAUCGCCAGUGACUACAAGUACAAGACGGGUUACCGGAAACAGGUAGGUCACCAUGUGGGAUGCCGUGACAUUCAGGACGACCCCAAGAUGGUCUGGUCGAUGCACGUGGCGAAGAUUCAGAGCGACAGGGAGUACAAGAAGGACUUUGAGAAGAGCAAGACCAAGUACAACAUACCAGUGGACAUGCUGGACAUCCUUUUGGCCAAGAAAUGCCAGACUCUGGUCAGCGACAUUGACUACAGACACUACCUGCACCAGUGGACAUGUCUGCCCGACCAGAACGACGUGAUCCAGGCGCGGAAGGCCUACAACUUGCAGAGCGACCUCCAGUACAAGUGCGACCUCCAGUGGCUGAAAGGCAUCGGCUGGGUCCCGCAUGGAUCUCUGGAGGUUGAGAAGGUCAAAAAGGCUGGAGAGAUCCUCAGUGAGAAUAAAUACCGCCAGCACCCUGCCAACUUCAAGUUCUCCAGCUUGAUGGAUUCAAUACCCAUGACAUUGGCAAAGGCUAACUCACAUAUACUCAACCAGCAACUCUACACUGAAGCAUGGGAAAAGGACAAGCUUAAUAUUCACAUCAUGCCAGACACGCCAGCAAUCCUACUCGCAAACCAAAACAAAAUCAAUUUCAGCGAGAAACAAUACCGACUUGCGAUGGAAGAGUCAAAGAAGAAGGGAUAUGAUCUGAGAGCGGACGCUAUCUCCAUCAAGGCUGCCAAAAAAUCCAAUGACAUCGCCAGUGACUACAAGUACAAGACGGGUUACCGCAAGCAGGUAGGUCACCACGUGGGAUGCCGUGACAUUCAGGAUGACCCCAAGAUGGUCUGGUCGAUGCACGUGGCCAAGAUUCAGAGCGACAGGGAGUACAAGAAGGACUUUGAGAAGAGCAAGACCAAGUACAACAUACCAGUGGACAUGCUGGACAUCCAGUUGGCCAAGAAAUGCCAGACUCUGGUCAGCGACAUUGACUACAGACACCACCUGCACCAGUGGACCUGUCUGCCCGACCAGAACGACGUAAUCCAGGCGCGGAAGGCCUACGACUUGCAGAGCGAUAACUUGUACAAACUAGAUAUGCAGUGGAUGAAGGGUGUCGGCUGGAGUAUUGCAGGAUCGCUGGAUGUGGAAAAAGCCAGGAAAGCUGGAGAGAUCCUGAGUGAGAAAAAAUAUCGUCAGCCCGCUGAUAGCUGGAAAUUCACCAGCGAUCCCGAUUCUAUCGAACUGGUCCUGGCUAAGGCUAACGCACAGAUUAUGAACAAGCGUGCGUACAUAGAAGCCUGGGAAGCUGAGAAGACUCAGAUUCACGUCAUGCCAGACACCCCGGAAAUAUUGUUAGCGAAACAGAACCAAAUUACGUGCAGCGAGAAACAGUAUAGGCUUGGCUUGGAGGAAUCAAAGAAGAAGGGCUACCACUUACGAAGUGACGCCAUAGCGAUCAAGGCUGCAAAAGCUUCCAGAGAUAUCGCCAGUGACUACAAGUACAAGACGGCUUACCGCAAGCAGUUAGGUCACCACGUGGGAUGCCGUGACAUUCAGGACGACCCCAAGAUGGUCUGGUCGAUGCACGUGGCCAAGAUUCAGAGCGACAGGGAGUACAAGAAGAACUUUGAGAAGAGCAAGACCAAGUACAACAUACCAGUGGACAUGCUGGACAUACUGUUGGCCAAGAAAUGCCAGACUCUGGUCAGCGAUAUUGACUACAGACACUACCUGCACCAGUGGACCUGUCUGCCCGACCAGAACGACGUGAUCCAGGCACGAAAGGCCUACAACUUGCAGAGCGACAUUUUGUACAAAGCGGAUUUGGAUUGGAUUCGAGGAGUUGGAUGGAGUCCUGUUGAAUCCCUGGAUGUUCUGAAGGCUAAGAAGGCUGGAGAGAUCAUCAGUGAGAAGUGUUAUCGUCAACCUCCUGACAAGCUUAAGUUCACAAGCAUCACUGACUCUCCUGAGCUUGUGUUAGCCAAGAAUAAUGCCCAGCAGCUCAGCAAAUACUUGUACACAGAGGCCUGGAAUAAUGACAAAACCAGCAUUCAUGUAAUGCCAGACACUCCAGAAAUCCUACUGGCCAAAGCCAACUCAGCCAUCAUCAGCCAGAAUCUUUACCGCAAGGCCUGGGAGGAAUACAAACGCAAGGGAUAUGACUUGCGAGUGGAUGCUAUUCCAAUCAGGGCUGCACGAGCUUCCAGAGAUAUCGCCAGCAUGUAUAAAUACAAAGCUGAAUACGAAAAAACGAGGGGGCACCACGUGGGAUGCCGCGACAUUCAGGACGACCCCAAGAUGGUCUGGUCGAUGCACGUGGCCAAGAUUCAGAGCGACAGGGAGUACAAGAAGGACUUUGAGAAGAGCAAGACCAAGUACAACAUACCAGUGGACAUGCUGGACAUCCAGUUGGCCAAGAAAUGCCAGACUCUGGUCAGCGACAUUGACUACAGACACUACCUGCACCAGUGGACCUGUCUGCCCGACCAGAACGACGUGAUCCAGGCGCGGAAGGCCUACAACUUGCAGAGCGACUGGUUGUACAAGUCUGACCUGGAAUGGAUCCGCGGUUGUGGAUGGCUGCCUCACGAAUCCAUUGACGUCAAAAAAGUGAAGAAAGCCCAGGAGAUCAUCAGUGAGCAUCAUUACCGUCAGCCUGUCGAUCAGUUGAAAUUCACCAGCAUCAUUGAUCCUCCCAGCAUCGUCCUGGCUAAAACCAACGCAGAACAACAGAGCGAACGUUUGUACCACAGUGCUUGGGAGAAGGACAAGACCAAUAUUCACCUUCCAAAGGAUACCCCGGCGAUGUUGCUGUCCAAGCAGAAUUCGGCCAACAUCAGCUUGAAAUUAUACAGGCUCGGUUGGGAAGAAGCAUUGAAGAAAGGGUACAACUUAACACCUGAUGCCAUAUCUAUCAAAGCCGCCAGAGCUUCAAGAGAUAUUGCUAGUGAUUACAAGUACAAGACGGGUUACCGCAAGCAGUUAGGUCACCACGUGGGAUGUCGUGACAUUCAGGACGACCCCAAGAUGGUCUGGUCGAUGCACGUGGCCAAGAUUCAGAGCGACAGGGAGUACAAGAAGAACUUUGAGAAGAGCAAGACCAAGUACAACAUACCAGUGGACAUGCUGGACAUCCUUUUGGCCAAGAAAUGCCAGACUCUGGUCAGCGACAUUGACUACAGACACUAUCUGCACCAGUGGACCUGUCUGCCCGACCAGAACGACGUGAUCCAGGCGCGGAAGGCCUACAACUUGCAGAGCGACUGGUUGUACAAGUCUGACCUGGAAUGGAUCCGCGGUUGUGGAUGGCUGCCUCACGAAUCCAUUGACGUCAAAAAAGUCAAGAAAGCCCAGGAGAUCAUCAGUGAGCAUCAUUACCGUCAGCCUGUCGAUCAGUUGAAAUUCACCAGCAUCAUUGAUCCCCCCAGCAUCGUCCUGGCUAAAACCAACGCAGAACAACAGAGCAACAUGAAAUACAAGGAAGCAUGGGAGAAAGACAAGACUCAGAUUCACAUCCUUCCUGAUACUCCUGAAAUCCUGUUGGCGAAAGCCAAUAGUGCCAACAUCAGUGAGAAACUUUACAAGCAGGGCUGGGAGAAUGUGAAGCACGGCAUUGACAUGCGUGCUGAUUCUAUCCUGAUUCGAGGCGCGAAAGCUUCCAGAGACAUUGCAAGUGACUAUAAGUACAAGACGGCUUACCGCAAGCAGUUAGGUCACCACGUGGGAUGCCGUGACAUUCAGGACGACCCCAAGAUGGUCUGGUCGAUGCACGUGGCCAAGAUUCAGAGCGACAGGGAGUACAAGAAGGACUUUGAGAAGAGCAAGACCAAGUACCACAUACCAGCGGACAUGCUGGACAUCCUUUUGGCCAAGAAAUGCCAGUCCCAGGUCAGCGAAAUUGACUACAGACACUACCUGCACCAGUGGACCUGUCUGCCCGACCAGAAUGACGUGAUCCAAGCACGGAAGGCCUAUGACUUGCAGAGCGAUAAUCUUUAUAAAGCGGAUCUGGAGUGGCUGCGUGGAAUUGGAUGGAGUCCAACUGACUCAAUAGACGUCAAGAAAGUCAAGCAUGCUCAGGACAUUCUGAGCGAGAGGAGCUACCGCACGAGAGCGGACGUGCACCCGUUUACGUCGGUGACAGACCGGGUUGACUUUGUCACGGCAAAACUGAGCGGUGACAUCCUGAAUGACGUCAAGUACCGGGAAGCGUGGCACAACGAAAAGGGAAAUUUCACACUGAUUGAUUCACCCAAUCUGGCUAUGGCACGGGAAGCUGCUAAGAACAUGAAUAACAAACUGUACAAAGAAGCUUGGGAGAAAAACAAGACCAACAUCAACGUACAGAGUGAUGCAGUGGCCAUCCGUCACGCCAAGUUAAGUCAAGGCAUACAGAGUGAGCUGAAAUAUAAAGCUGCUUUUAUCAAGCAAAGAGGUCACCACGUGGGAUGCCGUGACAUUCAGGACGACCCCAAGAUGGUCUGGUCGAUGCACGUGGCCAAGAUUCAGAGCGACAGGGAGUACAAGAAGAACUUUGAGAAGAGCAAGACCAAGUACAACAUACCAGCGGACAUGCUGGAAAUCCUGUUAGCCAAGAAAUGCCAGUCCCAGGUCAGCGAAGUUGACUACAGACACUACCUGCACCAGUGGACCUGUCUGCCCGACCAGAACGACGUGAUCCAGGCACGGAAGGCCUACGACUUGCAGAGCGACAACUUGUACAAGUCGGAUCUGGAAUGGGUCCGUGGAUGUGGCUGGAUUCCUCUGGACUCGGUUGAGCACCAGAAGGUGAAAAAGGCACAGGAGAUACUGAACCAAAAACUCUACAAGCAAGACGCUAUUGCCAACUUUGCCAAGUUGACCUCGAUUACCGAUGCGCCAGACGUGGUUCUGUCCAGGAUAAACACGUAUAACUUGAGCGAUUUGAGAUACAAAGAGACAUUUAACCUGGAGAAGGGCACGUACAUUGGUUCCGCUGACACACCCCAAUUGGCUCAUUCAAGAGAAAUGGCAAAGGUCAUCAGUGAGAAAUCAUAUAAAGAUCUAUGGGACAGGAGUAAAGCCAUAGGAUACAGCCUGGAUCAAGACUACCUGCCUCUGGUUUAUGCCAAAAACUCUAAGAACAUAGCCAGUGAUCUGAAGUAUAAAGAACUGUAUGAAAAGCACAAGGGCCACUACAUGGCUGGGGGAAGUAUCAAAGACUUCCCCUCUGUGGUCCAUUGCUUGGCUGUGGACAAAAUGAGAAACAUGCUCGAUUACAAGAAGAGCUACGAAAAAUCCAAGUUCAAGGUGCACAUACCCAAUGAUAUGGUCAGCCAUGUUUUGGCAAAGAAAUGUCAACAGAUCCUCAGUGAUCUUGAAUACCGCACUUACCUGCACCAAUGGACCUGCCCCCUUGAUGAGCAAGAUGUCAUCCACGCUAGGAAAGCCCAAGAGAUCCUAAGUGAUGUUCUGUACAAGGAUGAUUUGACCUGGCUGAAAGGAAUAGGUUGUUAUGCUUGGGACACACCAGAAAUAUUGAGAGCCAAACAAGCGUAUGAACAGCAGAGCGAGAUCAAGUACAGAGUUUCUGGUAAGAAGAACUUUGAAAACUACACUGUGAUUAUGGAUACCCCAGGGUAUGUGACAGCUGUCCAUGGAGCGAAUGUGUUAAGUGAUGCUAAAUACAAAGCAAAUUAUGAGAAGACGAAGGAUAAAUACACAACUGUUUUGGAGACUGUGGAUUAUGACAGGACCAACAACCUGAAGAGCUUGUUCAGUAGUAAUGCUUACAAAAUGCUCUGGGACAAGGUGAAAGCAACAAGCUACAGUAUGCCAUCGGAUGCCUUCUCAAUAGCUCUUAAUAAGAAGCAGCAAAUCGCGGCCAGCCCACUAAAAUACCGCGAAGAUUAUGAGAAGUUUAAGGCUCUGUACACCAUACCCAGUUCGGUAGAGGAUGAUCCACUUACACUGCACUGCCUGAAAGUUGGGAAGCUUACCUUGGAUCGCCUGUACAGAAAGAAUUAUGAAUUGAACAAAGCGAAAGUACACAUUGUGCCGGACAUGCUGGAGGUGGUCGCUGCCAGAGACACACAGAACAAAGUCAGCGAGGUCGACUACCGCACGUAUCUUCAUCAAUGGACCUGCCUUCCCGACAUGAAGAUCAACAUUCACGCCAGGAAAGUCAACGAGCAGCUCAGCGAUAUUAUCUAUAAAGAUGACCUGAACUGGCUUAAGGGAAUCGGGUGCAAUGUCUGGGACACACCAGAGAUCCUCCGAUGCAAGAAAUCCUACGACCAGCACAGUGACAUUAAAUACAGGUCCAAGGCUACGGGCAUGUGGAACCAAUUCACGUCGGUCAUGGACACCCCGACCUACGUUGAUACUGUCGUCAAAACCAAGCCGCACAGUGAUAUUGUCUAUCGUAAUAACUAUAUCACCACCAUCAAAGGCAAAGUGGCUCCAACCACAGAAACCAUAGAUCUGACGAGAGCCAGAGAAGCUGGCAAGCUCCAGAGUGAAAACCUGUACCGGGAAGUGGGCCGGAGCUUGCUCCCCAGCGGAUAUAAGCUGGCAACAGACAUGCCCAUCUUCAAACACAUCAAAAACUGCAAUGCGAUACGUAGCGAUUUGAAGUACAAAGAAGCUUAUGAACACAUGAAGGCUAAAGGUUACCUGCUGGCCCCGGAUACCAUCAGCUUCGUCACAGCCAAGAAAGCAGACAAAAUUCUGAACCAGCGCCUGUAUCGAGAAAAAUACGAGAAAGGAAAGGAUAAGAUUCAUCCUGCCCCCGACACACCAGAAAUCCGCCAAGUCAAAGCUACACAGGAAGCAAUCAGUGACCUGGUGUACAAAUCAAAGUACUUCGAUCAGCGAGGCCAGAUGAUAUCUCUUCCAUUCACGCCCGAGCUUUUGCAUCAUCGCUACGUGGGGGAAAUAACCAGUGAUAACAAAUACAAGGAAGAUCUGAAUUGGCUGAAGGGCAUCGGUUGUUUCUUGUACGAAACUCCAGAGAUGGUCCGUGUUCGUGAUUUCCACAAAUUUGUGACUGGCUACAAGAAGGCGGCCAAGAAAAUGGAGGACAAAUUCACUGGGGUUCUGGACACCCCCGAGUAUCGUCACGUGACGGAAUUGAAGACCCAUUUGAGUAAUCUCGUUUACCGUGCGGCAGGAAAUGACCAGAAGACGAAGUACACUCCCAUCGGCGACAGUGUGGAUCUCAACAGAGCCAAACACGGUCAGAAGAUACAAAGCCAGUAUCUGUACGUGGCGCUGGCCUCAAAGGAAAGGCCCCAUUACACUCUUCAGGCACACACUCCAGCUUUGGAGCACACCAGACAUGUCAAGAAAAUCACCAGCGAGAGAAACUACAAGGAACAGUACGAGAAAAUGAAAUGCAAAUACACUUCCAUCCCGGACACUCCGAUCCUACUGAGGUCUAAGAAAGCAUAUGCGAACGCCAGCGAUCUGCGGUACAAGGAAGCCUUUGAGCACGCCAAGGGUCACUACCACACCGUGAAAGACGCCCUGAACAUCACCUAUCAUCGCAAAGUCACAGACGACAUCAGUGAAGUGAAAUACAGGGAGAAGUACAUCAGACAGCUGGGGCUGUGGAGGUCCAUCGCUGAUCUGCCUGAGCAUUUCCACCACCGCAUGGUCACCGACUCCAUCAGUGAUGUCAAAUACAAAGAAGACCUGACAUGGUUGAAGGGAAUUGGCUGCUUUGUGUGGGAUACCCCUGACCUGGUCCUGGCCGAGAAGAACUCGAAGAUGUACAGUCAGAAUAAGUACAAAGAGUCCUUUGAAAAGAACAGAAACAAGUUUAAAUACACGUCAGACACUCCACACUUCCGACAUGUCAAAGAAGCAGGUGCAAUCCUGGAUGAGAAAUCCUACAAGUCUGAGGCCAAAAUGAUACAGAAGCAAGGAUGCAAUGAAAUUCUACGCCCUGAUAUGCUGACUGCAAUGUACAACUCAAUCUCGGGGAGUCAGUGGAACUACAAGAAAGAUUAUGAGAAGAAAAAGGACAAGUUCACGUCUAUUUUGGAGACUCCUGAAAACUUGCGAACUCAGAAAGUCACUAAGAUGAUCAGUGACAUAUCGUAUAAAUCGGAUUACAACAAAAACAUAUCCAAGGGAUACACUGCUAUACAUGACACACCUUUGCUGCUGCAUAUGCAUAAGAUCAAAGACAGAUCAAGUGCCUUGAAAUACAGGGAACUGUACGAAAAGAACAAAGCUCACUGCAACAUCACACCUGACGCCUUUGACAUCAGAGCCGCGAAGAGUGCCUACAAAAACACGACUAAUCUCGACUACAAGAAGAAAUACGAGGCGACCAAGGCAAAAUGGGUGUGGACAGUGGACAGGCCAGACUUCAUACAGGCUUCCAAGGCUUCGUUGCAGCAGAGUGAUGUGGAGUAUAAGAUGGACAGGGAAUUCCUGAAAGGCUGCAAGCUGUCAGUGCCUGUUUAUGGAGACAAAAACAUGACCCUAGCAGUGAACAACUCAGAUUUGGCCAGUGAUGUUAAAUACAAGUUGAAACAUGAGAAAGAAAGGGGCACUUACAAAGUGGUCCCAGACACACCACAGAUGCUUCACGCCAAAUCAGUCGCUACCAUGAUGUCCGAGAAAAAAUACAAAGAAGCUGUUAAGAGGGAUCUUCCGCAUGGCACUUACACCAAAUUGCCUGAGACUCGCGAUACUGCCCAUGUUAAACAGGUCUCCAAGCUUCUUAGUGGGAAAGUGUACAAGGAGAAGUUUGAGAAGGAACGAGGCAAAUCCACCUAUUCCAACAUGGUGAAACCUCCGGAGAUCAUACACGCCAUGAACGUAGCCAAGAACCAGAGCAAUAUUCAAUACAAGAAAGAUGCAAAAUCCAACCUUUCUUACUCAUCCGUGGCAGAUCGGCCAGACAUCAAGAAGGCCACUGAAGCUACCAAGUUAAUUAGCGAUAUCGGGUAUCGAACCAAAGCUCGUGAGGAAGCAAGCCGUGGGAUAAUCAGCCUCGGUCGCCCCGACAUAGAACUCGCAAAAGAAGUGUCUAAACUCACAAGCCAGGUGGAAUACAAGAAACACAAACUCAGGGGCCAUGGAGCUGCGUCAUAUGACACCCCCACGAUGAGACAAGCAAAGAAAGCAAAUGUCCUGACAAGUGAUAUUAAAUACAAGGAGAAGUUUGAUAAGGAGAUGAAGGAGCAGAGACCAAAGUUUGACCUGAAGGAGAGCACAGUAUACAAGACAAUGAAGGAUGCGAACAUUCUCGCCAGUGAAGUGAUAUACAAGCAGGACCUGAAGAAGUUGCACAAGCCGGUGACGGACAUGUCCGAAUCCCUGCAGAUGCAGCACAACCUCGCCACCAGCAAGUUGGCGAGUCAAUAUCGAUACAAGAAGGAGUUUGAGUCGAGUAAGGGUCACUACCAGCUGGUGCCCGAUACACCUGAACAAAUUCAUCUAAAGGAGGCAACCGAGUUACAGAGUCAAGUCAAGUACAAGGAAAAGUACGAGAAGGAAAGAGGAAAGCCAAUGUUGGACUUUGAAACUCCAGUCUAUCUGACUGCCAAGGAGUCCCAGCAAAUGCAGAGUGGGAAAGAAUAUAGGAAGGAUUUUGAAGAGUCCAUUAAAGGCAGGAACCUUACUGGCUUGGAGAUUACCCCAGCAAUGUUGCAUGCCAGAUACGCAACCAAAAUAGCCUGUGAGAAAGAGUACAGGAGGGAUCUAGAGGAAGGUGUCAAGGGCCACGGCCUAACCAUGGUUGAGGACACUCCAGACCUACUGCGAGCAAAGAAUGCAACUUCCAUUCUGAAUGAGAGACGGUAUAAGAGGUCACUAGAGGAGGAGAUCAAGGGCAAAGGGCUUGUAGCACUUGCAGCAGAAACACCGGAAUUUUUCAGAGCAAAGAACGCCACCGAUAUUUUAAGUCAGGUAAAAUAUAAGUCUUCAGCCGAGAAGGAGAAAUCUAACUACACGACUGUCAUUGACACACCUGAGAUAAUUCACGCUCAGCACAUGAAGACUAUGGUCAGCCAGAAAAAGUACAAGGAGGAAGCCGAGAGGUCCAUGUCUCACUAUGUACCAGUGAUAGACACACCUGAGAUGCAGAGAGUCCGAGAGAACCAGAAAAACUUCAGUGCACUUCAGUACACCACAGACCUUAAAAACAUUAAAGGAAAGGUUACUGCAGUAAAAGACACACCUGAAAUCCUGCGAGCUAAGGAAAACCAAAAGAAUUUCAGCUUGAUUGCAUAUAAAGAACAGAUUGGUUCAGGGACAUCUAUUAAAGAAACACCAGAGAUGGAGAGAGUCAAAAGAACACAGGAGGCCAUUAGCUCGAUUAAAUACAAGGAAAGUGUUGGGCAAGGAACUUCAAUUGCUGACCUGCCAGAGGUGAAGCGAGUAAAGGAGACACAAAGGAACAUCAGCUCGAUUAAAUAUAAGGAAAGUGUUGGGCAAGGAACCGCAAUCUCCGACCUGCCAGAGGUGAAGCGUGUAAAGGAGUCCCAGAAGAACAUCAGCUCGAUUAAAUAUAAGGAAAGUGUUGGGCAAGGAACCGCAAUCUCCGACCUGCCAGAGGUGAAACGUGUAAAGGAGUCCCAGAAGAACAUCAGCUCGAUUAAAUACAAGGAAACUGUUGGGCAAGGAACUGCAAUGCCUGACUUGCCAGAGAUGAAGCGUGUAAAGGAGAACCAGAAGAACAUUAGCUUGAUUAAAUACAGGGAAAAUGUUGGGCAAGGAAUUGCAAUCAGUGACCUGCCAGAGGUGAAACGUGUAAAGGAGACACAGAACCACAUUAGCUCGAUCAAAUACAAGGAUUCCAUUGGGCAAGGAACCGCAAUCUCUGACCUGCCAGAGGUGAAACGUGUUAAGGAGACACAGAAGAACAUCAGCUCGGUCUUAUACAAAGAGAACCUAGGCAAAGGAACCGCAGUGAUAUACACACCAGAGAUGCAACGGGUCAAACGCAAUCAAGAAAACAUUAGCUCGGUCCUGUAUUCUGACAGUUUCCGUAAACAAGUGCAAGGAAGGGCUGCGUAUGUGCUGGAUACACCAGAGAUGAGGCGCGUGAGAGAUUCGCAGCGAAUCAUUUCAACGGUGAAAUACCACGAGGACUUUGAAAAGACCAAGGGAAGCUUCACACCUGUAGUCACUGAUCCGAUCACUGAGCGUGUAAAGAAAAACAUGCAGGACUUCAGUGACCUGAACUACCGUGGAAUCCAGAGACGGGUGGUCGAGAUGGAAAAGAGACGCGUAGAGCCACAAGAAGGAGAGACUCUCACAGAUUUGCGUGUGUGGCGUACAAAUCCUGGCUCAGUCUUUGACUAUGAUCCAGCUGAAGACAACAUUCAGUCCAGGAGUUUACACCUGUUAAGCAUGCAGGCUCAGCGUCGCAGUAGAGAGCACUCCCGCUCUGCCAGUGCACUGAGCCUGAGCGGAGGUGAUGAGAAGUCUGAAGGUUCUGAACCCGAACACGUCAUUUCCUAUGGCAAUGGAACCACCUUUUUUCAUACCACAACAACCUACCAACAUGCCAAAACUACUGAAGUGCAACAGAGAUCUUCUUCUGUUGCCACUCAACAGACAAAUGUAUCAUCUAUUCCAUCUCAUCCCUCAACUACCGGAAGAACCUACCGUGCCAUGUACGAUUAUGCUGCAGCUGACGCCGAUGAGAUCUCUUUCAAAGACGGUGAUGUCGUUAUGAACGUUCAAUCUAUUGAUGAAGGAUGGAUGUAUGGAACGGUCCAGAGGACUGGGCAGACAGGUAUGCUGCCUGCCAACUACAUGGAUGCCAUUUAAAGCCAGAUCAACCCUUCUGAGAAGUCUUCCCCACUGCACUAAAAGCAAAAUUAAAAAAAAAAUUCAACCGGUAAUUUAAUUAUCAUUUAGUUUUCCUGACUGGAACGUUUAGGGUCAAAUAAAAACAAACUAUAAGCACAGUAUCUUCCAGUCACUUGCAAUCCAAUAACUUUACAGAACAUCUGCAAGAAUAAUAAAUCCUAGGCAGACACAAUUUCUGCCUAUGUUGUCCCAUUAGUCUACUGAGAUUUUCAGCAAUUAAACCAUUUAGCAAUUGAAACUUCUGUAAGCAGUGUGUUCAGAGAAUUGUACAAUUCACAUGAGGGACUGAAUGGUCUAAUCAAGUAGACAAUGUGUUGAGUAGCAAAAACUUGUAUUUCUGUCAUAUGGUCAACUUAUUUAAUCAGUUGUAACACUAACAUGGGUUUCUCGGUUCUUUAGGAUAUGUGUAGUUAGUUUGUGAAAUUCUUACAAGAGCUUUUAAAAAUAAUACUCUGGGACACCAGCAUUGAAAUGUCCACAAAAUUGAGAGCAGUUUUAAAGAGGUGGUCAUGGAACUUGUACGCUGACUUGUACUGUCUGUUUUCUCAUUUUCUGCAACCAGCUGUGGGGGUCAAAUAAAGCUCAAAGUUUCCGCA